This is a messenger RNA of Girardinichthys multiradiatus, 5972 nucleotides long. RefSeq names its product ring finger protein 150b (gene rnf150b). Lineage: Eukaryota; Metazoa; Chordata; Actinopteri; Cyprinodontiformes; Goodeidae. The transcript has 6 exons. The record is from RefSeq and is a predicted model, not a curated record. The coding region runs from base 481 to 1728 and encodes 415 amino acids.
GGGUGAAACACAAAGAGGCUUUUAUUUUUAAAAGCAAUGUCCGGAAGUUCAUUGCCUUAUUUCCCGCAGCUUAAUGGUGAACGGUGGCCCAGUCAAAACAAUGCAGUGUUGCAGCUUCGUGUAGCUUUGGCUUUAAAGGGCAGAUAUUUAAAAUCCCCAUCGACACGGUGGUCUGCGUCCGUCAGCUUGCUGUGUUAUCCGGGCGAGCGGCAGUUGGAUCGUGCCAGGAGUUUAGUUUCUUCCGAGCUGCCAUCGUUUGGGAUUUAACCGUUUGUUUGGCUGGAAAUGGAGACAGCUAACGGUUGGAUGACAGCAAUGGAGGAGAGCGGCUGAAAGGUAAAGGAAUACCGGAGUUUGCGUCAAGUUAUUGUCACUAAACUCUGUAAAAUAAACUCUCGGUCGGCCGGGGCAGCUGACAUGGUGGAGUAGGCGUCGUCAGCGCUGAAGCUCUCUAGGUCUCUCUCUGCGGAGAGGAUCGCCAUGGCACCGGGCUCUCUGGUGGCGGCCUGCCGCAGUCUGGCCCUCUCUACGUGGCUGCUCUCCUUCUGCUUCGUCCACCUGCUGUGCCUGGACUUCACCGUGGCCGAGCGGGAGGAGUGGUACACCGCCUUCGUCAACAUCACCUACAUGGACCCGGCCACCUCCGAGCUGCGCACCGAGAAGACGGAGGUCGGCCGCUACGGUGAGCAUUCCCCAAAGCGGGACGCCAAGGGGGUGGUGGUGCUGCCAGCCGCCCCCCUAGACCGGCAGGCCUGUGACCCUCACACUCGGUUCGUGGUCCCCACGCAGGCCUCGGCGGGCUGGAUAGCGCUGAUAGCCCGGGGAAACUGCACCUACAAGGACAAGAUCCGCCAUGCUGCCGCCCACAACGCCUCGGCGGUGGUCAUCUUUAACGUGGGCUCCACUAAUCCCAACGAGACCAUCACCAUGCCCCAUCAAGGUACCGGUGAGGUGAUCGCUAUCAUGAUCCCAGAGCCAAAAGGCAGGGAGGUCGUGUCGCUACUGGAGCGCAACGUCACGGUCACCAUGACGAUCACCAUCGGGACGAGGAACUUGCAGAAGUAUGUGAGCAGGACGUCAGUGGUGUUCGUGUCCAUCUCCUUCAUCGUGCUGAUGAUCAUCUCCCUCGCCUGGCUCGUCUUCUACUACAUCCAGAGGUUCAGAUACGCCAACGCGCGGGACAGGAACCAGCGUCGUCUUGGUGAUGCAGCAAAGAAGGCCAUCAGUAAGCUCCAGGUUCGCACCAUCAGGAAGGGCGACCAGGAGACGGAGGCAGACUUCGACAACUGUGCAGUCUGCAUCGAAGGCUACAAGGCCAACGAUGUGGUUCGCAUCCUGCCCUGCAGACAUUUGUUCCAUAAGAGCUGCGUGGAUCCGUGGCUGCUGGACCAUCGCACCUGUCCCAUGUGCAAGAUGAACAUCCUGAAGGCCUUGGGCAUCGCCCUGAACGCAGACUGCCUGGAUGACCUCCCCCUGGACUACGACCUGGCCCUGGGCGGCGUAGGUGGGGUCGGAAUGGGCGGAGUGGGAGUUCUGGCGCUGGAAGCUGUAGUGUCCGGAGCAUCCAGCGACGGGACUCUGAGCGAGGGCAGCUCUUCGGUGGUCCUGGACCCCGGCGUGCGACGGGUGGGACUCCCACAGGACUACCAGGACCUCGACCCCCUGCGAGAUAGCCCCAUAACGGCCACAACCGACACCCACACAGGUUGGACGCAAACACACUGGUGAGCUGCAGCCGAUGGCGAGCAGCGCCUCCGUGGCAUCACUGGUCAUUGCCAUGGAAACCGGCCUGUCAGACGAGGAAUCCAUCGAGCAGAUGGGGGCCAAGUCCUGAGAACAUCACAACAGAACCAAGCCAGAACCCGGCCAAAAUAAAUAAGACUCGGAACAGACUUUAAUGGGCCAGAAGGUCCAGAGAGACAGCUCGACUGAAAACAAUCAGAACCAAACCUGCUAACAACCUGGUUCUGGAUUUUGCUUGUCUAAAAUAAAAACUGAUCUAGAACCGGCACCAUGAGGUUUGAGUCGGUUUGGACUUUUAAAGUAGACCUGUCGGGUUCAGGUUCAGAGGAAGUGGACUCAUCUGGACUUAGUUUUUCCCGUCCGUUAGUUUCAGUGUUAACCUUCGCUUGUUCUGCGUUUUCCUGAUCCAGAUUCCACCUGGUUCCUUCCCAAAUGACCCAGUUUACAUCUGCCUCAGUUAGUUCUGUUAGUAGAACCGAAUCAUUGGCCCAGACAGUCUUCCUGACUGAAUCCAGUCCUUUAUCUCGCUUGUGGCUGAACCUCCUUCAGACAUCUCUAUUAUCUCCAGAGUGGGACUGGAAGUUCAGCCUGAAGCAUCUGCUGUGGUUCUCUUUUAUGAUGAGUUCUGUUGUCUCUGGAUCUUCUCUGGAGUACCUGGAAUCUCCAGGAAAACCUCAUUCAGACACUGUCUCCUUGUUCUGGUCCUGGUUUCUUGGGUCUUGGACAUCUGGACUGGCCUGCUGCAGCUCAGAAGUUUUUAAAAGGACUCUGCGGCUCCUGGGGGUCGACCCGGCGGUCUUACUGCAGUAUUGAACAGCUGCUUCAUCUCAGAGUUUCCUCUUUCUGCUCGGUUUGCUCCUUUAUCUUUAAAAUCUGUGGUGACAUUUGGUUUGAAUGCUUCCUCUGCUGUUUCCAGACGGUAUUUCUUUGUAUAUUCAGGGGGAAAAGUUCUUGUUUCUGAGCCUUUGCAGGAAGUCCUACGACGAGUAAAGGAAGUGAGGAUAUUUUUUUUUUUUUUUUUUUUUUUUUACAUGUGAAGCACAGAUUAAAACAGGUGAAAGCUGUGUGAGAAAGCAGAAAUCCCUGAGUGCUGUCAGACAUAUAGGUACAAGGUAAAUUACUCCCAUGCUGCUGAGCGGAUGUUGAGUGUUUACAUCCUUUCAAAAUAAUUUUUAGCAUUAAAUUUAGGUUAACUUCGACCAUCUUUAUUACAGUAAACAAAGUGAUGAGGUGGAUCUGCACACUGCUGAAAGAAAACAGUCUUUCCUCUCCCUUAAACUUUGUUUUUCAUCAAACUUCCUUACAGGAACUCCAUGUUUAUAAGGUGCUUUUGGACCACAGUAUAGUUAUCGUAGUUCCUGGAACCUUUUGGAGCAAGUAUCCUGUCUGUUUGGGUUUGAUUGCUGCAGAGUAUUUCACCAAUCUGGUAUUCUAUUUAUUAAUCCAUCAAGUAAUUGGAUAUACGUAUUCGCACAAUGCUGAACUACCUGUUCCGCGCUGCUACUUGAUCUUCUGAGGGCAACUUUUAUAAAGGGAGAAAAUGAGCCUGGUUGCAAUGAAUCUGACUGAAUCUGAACACAAAGAGAGAAACAGGCUAAAAGUUAGUUUGUCUUUAAACCAUUUGGACCUCCCAUCAGCUAAUUCAGUAAAUGUUUGUGUAAACGUGUAUUUGUGAUACAAGACUGUUUUUUCCAACCCAACUAAGAUUUGUUACAACAUCAAGCUCCACCAGGAAACUGACCGUGUGAUAAAAGCAGAAAACACGACCUUUCCUUUGUGGGUUAGGGUGGGUUCUGUUGGGAGGCUUGAGGUUCUGAGCUGUUUGGAUCAUGUUUUGUCCCUAAUUCUGAUUGGAGCCAUUUAUGAUGAGGCAUAUCAGCUCCUCUCAUACAUCAUUAAUGUUAAUUAGGGCUGCACAGUAUGAAGAAAACAUGAGAUAUGCGGUAAUGUGAGUGUCGCCAUAGCGAUAAAUAAUCUAAAACCUACCGGUGUUGAUGUGUUCACUGCAGACUUACAUAACGCCUUUUCCUGGUGAAUUUAUCUCCUUACCACCACUUUACCUUCUAAGAUCUACUGAUACUGCCUUAAACAAUAAGCAUAGUGAGCCUAAAUCCAUGUUAAAACAUGCAAGUAGCUGAUAUUUAUAGCAGUGAUGUAACAAUAAACUUGCGUUACACUGUGCAGCCCUAACGUUAAUAGAAUUAAUGCCAUGCCUGACAUCUCAGUAGCUUUCAAGUGCUAAAUAAUAACACUACAUCUGGAAGAUAUGAUGCACUUCCUCCCUCUCCAGUGACAUUUAGGACACCACGGCUUGUUUAUCCUGACAGCUCCAGAUAUUUGGCCCCCUUCAGAUAUUUGGUUCUGCAGGACAGCCCCUCCACCAAAACAUUCUGAUAAUUACUAGCUUCAUCUUUAGUUUCUAAAGCUAUAUCUGACUCAACAUGCGUAAAGUUGCCUCUUCCUCCUGCUGAUGAUGUUUUCAAGCUAAAGAGCCAAGCUAGCUUUAUUAUCUUCACUCUGCAUUUUGAUUUGACCCGUAGAUAUUUUCCCUUAAUGUAUUUCAGUGCAGUUCUAAUCAUUGGUGUGGAGAUGAAACUUGGAGAAGACGUUGCUCACUCCCUUCAUAAACUGGUGAUGUUUGUUGAAUGGUGUAAAAAUUUAAUGCCCAGUGUUUUAAACGGUCACAUGACUGAGACAUGGAGCUGCAGCAGCCAGUACAGUCUUUCUCUCAUAGUGGACAUCAUUGUAAAGUCAUAAAUCCUAAGAUUGUUAAGCAAACGCCCAGAUAUUGUUUUUAGGCACACGCAAAUCGGAUGUGAUUUUAAAGGAUGGUCAGCUAUCUGACCCCUGAUAUCAACCAUUUCAAAAUGCCUCAAUUAGAAGGUUCCACUAUUUUGAUAAAUAUGUUUUUUUAUUCUGAAUUUCUCCCUGUUUUCUUCUGUCUUUUCCUUUGUCCCAGUAAAAUCAGAGACGGUACAAAGCUGUUGCAGGGUUAGUUAGCUUGUGUGACAGAAAUAAUUAUUCCCCAGUGGUCUGGAGGAUUAAACAGAACCUUUAUUUACUCACUUGUUCUUAAAACAGGAUGAUCAUUGCUACAUAAGUCCCUUUCUCUGGGUUUCUAAAAUAUUAAGGUUGCUUCUCAUGCGUGAAACUGUGCUUGAAGCUGCCACACCAGGGCCUUCUCAUACAGCAAACUGCUCCACCUGACCAACCUAAAGAGCUUCUCUGAUUGAAGGAACAAUCUUCUAAGAUUAGUUUGCAGAAAAAAUGUUAAUGCCAAAAUCCUUCAACAAGAGAACUGAUCUUUUAACGGUACUUCUCAAGAACCCUACGCAAGUUCCUAGAACCUUGUGGUCUGACAGCACCUGUAGCUUUGCCUUGCUCAUUUUACCUAAUGUCUCCGACUGCCCGACCACCUGCCUCCUUUAUCAUCUUGCUGCCUUUUUCUACCUUUGACUUCUGACAAUCCAGGAAGCUGCUGGUCCGGGUUCUUUACUCAGAACCUCAACAGAUCUGUGCACCACAGAAGGUUACGAUUAUUUCCACAUUACAGUCCCAAACAGUGAGAGAAAGGUUCCUGUGCUUCUCCCGGUUCUGCCUCUACACGUCCAUCAGCCCUUUCUUUAAAUAUAGGACACAGGUUCACUUCGCUCCGGACGUCGGCGCUCGUGUUUCGGUGCUGCCGGUGAGAAAGAAAAAGAUUGUUGUCUAUUUUGAUACCAGAGGAGACAUUUAUUUUUGUAACGAAGCAGCAGAGACUGACCUAUUCCCCUUCCAUCCCCCAUGACUCGCUUGGUUCUAAUCGGGCUGAUUUAGAUGUUGAAUAUUUGUGUAAUUGUACAUAUAAACCUUUUUUUUCAGAGGCCUCCAGUGUUCUGAACCUGGUCCAGAAAAUGUUAGGAUCUGACUGAUGGAACCUGAGAACUGAGCUCAUCUUCAGGCAGCUGUGGUCCAGUUGACACAAACUGUUGGGUUUCCUUUAAUAUUUGUCAGUUAUUCCAGUCACAGUGCUUCUGUUUCCCGUGAGUUCGGUUCCUCUCACACUCUGUGGACAUCUUACUUUUCUUCUAAGGCAUAAUGGGUCAAGAGGUCACCGGGUUUGUUGUAAACACAAAGUAAUUUAUACUCUGUAAUACUCGAGAGCUUGUAAGAAGGUGACCGAUUUGUACGGCUUGUCUUGGACAGUUUUAGUGAGUGUUUUAAUUAAAUUCACCUGCUUUGUGUUGUGA